Molecule: messenger RNA, 1302 nt
Organism: Topomyia yanbarensis
Lineage: Eukaryota; Metazoa; Arthropoda; Insecta; Diptera; Culicidae
Exons: 1
Coding region: 1-1302 (433 amino acids)
Biological process (GO): DNA integration
Molecular function (GO): nucleic acid binding
Source: RefSeq, a predicted model, not a curated record
AUGAGAGAUCUGGGGAAGGGUUAUGCGAUAUCUAAACGAUCCGACUUACGCCUUUUGAGUCCUUUUGUCGAUCCGGACGGUAUAUUACGUGUCGGGGGCAGAUUAAAACUCUCCGAGCAGCCUUACCUGACUAAGCAUCCAAUCUUAAUUCCCAGUUCCCAUCCAUUCACACGAUUAGUGGUCCAGCAUUACCAUCUUAAACUGUUGCACGGUGGCGGCCGUGUAACCCUAGCUGCCAUUCGGCAAGAAUAUUGGCCAAUUCAAGGACGACGAGUGGUCAACAGCGUCAUGAGAAACUGUUUUAGAUGCACCCGUGCCUCUCCCGUUCCAGCAAAGCAGCAGACCGGACAAUUACCCUUGCAACGAAUCACUCCAAGCCGCCCCUUUUCGGUUACCGGUGUGGACUAUGCCGGUCCAGUAUAUAUCACGCCAAUACACAAACGAGCGGCACCUACAAAAGCCUACCUCAGCAUUUUUGUUUGUUUCGUGACGAAAGCAGUGCAUAUUGACCUGGUCAGCGAUUUGUCGACCCCCGCUUUCCUCUCUGCACUAAGAAGGUUCAUUGCCCGCCGCGGCUGCCCCACGCAUAUGCACUCCGAUAACGGAAAGAAUUUUGAAGGUGCACGUAACGAACUGCAUGCACUUUACCAGUUACUGCAGAAGGAGAAAAUUACCGGAGAAAUUGCCACAGACUGCGCAAACGAAGGAAUCCAAUGGCAUAUGAUCCCUCCGAAGGCUCCACAUUUCGGUGGAUUAUGGGAAGCAGCUGUAAAAGUCGCCAAGAAGCACUUGUAUCGCCAGCUUGGAAAUGCAAUGCUCUCUAUUGAGGAUAUGGCUACGGUGUUGGCUGAAAUCGAAUCAGCAAUGAAUUCGAGACCUCUUAUACCACUCACGGAGGAUCCAAAUGAUCUAGCAGUCCUCACACCAGCACACUUCCUGAUUGGCACUUCACAAUCCGCUCUCCCUGACGCCGACGUCAGCCAGAUGCCGAUCGGCCGCCUUGAUCACUAUCAACGUCUCCAGCAUCGAGCACAACAGUUUUGGUACCAGUGGACGACCGAAUACCUUCAAGAAAUGCAGAAAAACAACAAACAUAUCACACCAAACACUGCUUUCCAGCCCGGCAGAUUGGUAGUGGUCGUCGACGAGUUUCUCGCACCCGUAAAGUGGUCAUUAGCGAGAAUCAUCAGCACCUGUCCUGGACCAGACGGCCUUACCCGCGUCGUUGAAUUACGCACCAGCAAGGGAAUCAUUCGCCGACCGAUUACGAAGAUAUGCCUGCUGCCCUAUAAGGAAGAAUAA